Molecule: messenger RNA, 1454 nt
Organism: Trypanosoma conorhini
Lineage: Eukaryota; Euglenozoa; Kinetoplastea; Trypanosomatida; Trypanosomatidae
Product: mucin-like glycoprotein
Exons: 1
Source: RefSeq, a predicted model, not a curated record
GCCCCGCUGACUUCAGCGACGCUGUCACUCUACGAUCACUACUACUUUUGCCGAUGACGACGCUGGCGGUGCGGCGCCGUGCGGUGUGCGGCCUGGCGCUCCUCGCGCUGCUCUGCGGCUGCGCCUCCGUCUGCGGUGCGAAUGCUGAAGGAACUGCUGGAUCGCCUGAGAACCCUCCUCCUGAUGUUGGGGGAAAAAUAUUUUUGCCGGUGGACGUGGCGUGUGAGUUGUCCGAGGGGAAGUUGCAUUGGCGGCUCGCUGGAGAAAAGGGCUGGAACAACUGUGCGACCGUUACAAGCGAACCGGAAGAUGAGGUUGCAUGGCUGUGCGACAGCGCUGCAUGGCUGUACGGUUGUUGGAACUGCACCGAGGCGUGUGCCGCUGCCGGUAGUGACGCUGUCGCGUUCACGAUGAAAGUUGCGGCGUACGGGAAGAGCCAACUUUACAGGAAGUCGCUGGCGGCAAAAAGUGCUGCCGCUGGCGUCUCCUUUUCCGACGCGACAGGCGUUUGUGCGUUGGUGGGCGUGAAUAACACGGGCGAUGGAUGCGCCGGUGAAAAACUCGUUGCGGCCAAACCACCGGCACCUGCGGCGGUCAGACUAACGGGAGGAACUGAGGCACAGCAGCAAGGACGGACAAUUGAAGCCAAAAGUGAGCCGCAGCUGCAGGAGGAAGGCCGACGCGACGCAGGAGAAGCUGCAGCAGGUGCUGAGCGCGGCAACACCGGGGGCACCGCAGCGCAGAAGCCUGCAGGCCCUGCGCCUCAGCCCACGGCCAAGCCGCCUGCAGAGUCUGCGUCCCCGGUGGGUGGUGCCGGUGGGCAGCCCGCGCACACCGUUGAGGGCACAAAGCAGGUGGAUGAACGUGUGCCCGCCACCAAAGUGCCGCCCAAACAGAGCGCACAGCCACAGGCGGGAGGUGGCUUGGCCCAAGGCGGCGUUGACGGUGCCACGGGGCACCCGAAAGCAGCAGAAGACGGUGAAGAAGCGGGAGGCGUUGCAGAACUUCAAGCGGCGGCUGUGCACGGCAGCGACUUGACAGCCCUCUCGCAGUCCACUGCCGGCGCCGAGACCAUCGCCGGGGCCCAGCCGCCCGAGAGCAAAAGGCAGACGCAAGGGGCAGCGGCGGCGCAGAGCGGUGCCCAACCCGAAAUUGACUCUACGGUCACCAGCGGCCCAGCUGCUCCCGCUGGGAGUCGGGCGGGGGCAACUCCACCAGUUCCCUCCACAGAGCCGAAUGAGACCAAUGCCGAAGACACCGCAGACCCCAAUGCCGCUCGCGCAACUGCAGAGAGCGAGGCUAAAACCCCUGCAGCGCGGCCCCUCGCUACCAGCACAGAUAACACCGCGACGACGACUGACGGUGACAGCAGCACCGCGGCCGCGCACUCCGCCUCCCCCCUCGUGCUGCUGCUUCUUUUGCUUGCGUGUGCGGCAGUGAUUGUGGCCGCGUGA